Messenger RNA from Cylicocyclus nassatus, 495 nucleotides. Lineage: Eukaryota; Metazoa; Nematoda; Chromadorea; Rhabditida; Strongylidae. The record is from the annotation of a GenBank genome assembly.
AUGGAUCUAAUCGUUGGAAGCACAUGGAUCGUACUGUCAUUGUACUCCGUUAUUGCAAAUGUUUCGCUUAUUGUUUCAAUUGGUACUAGUGCCCGGAUGCGGGCAACGCCAAGCUUCUGGAUUAUUGCUUCACAUGCGGUAUGCGACAUGGGCAUGUCUGUAAUGGCGUUCAUUCAUGCGAUUCCCUCGAUUUUCUUACAUGAAUUGUACUUUACGUACGAAUCACUCACCAACGUAAUCAUGCUGUUGUUCUAUGAUAUUUUUUGGUAUACAGAAGUAGUGCAUCUUAGCGUGAUGGCAAUCAACAGAUACAUCUGCAUCGUGUACCCGUCUUCUUAUGCAAAGUGCUUUUCCUGGAAAAUGACCGUUUAUAUACUGUUUUCGAGUUACAUGCUAGGCAUAGCUGUUUCUCUUCCCACGCAAUUCCCCUGCUGCUACACUCUGUGGGACUCAUAUGAUUACUUCGCCAAAUAUGUUGGAGCUGGAGGAUGGUGA